Fomitiporia mediterranea MF3/22 is the source of this 1767-nucleotide messenger RNA. RefSeq names its product alpha/beta-hydrolase. The transcript is spliced from 5 exons. Lineage: Eukaryota; Fungi; Basidiomycota; Agaricomycetes; Hymenochaetales; Hymenochaetaceae. Bases 15 to 1622 code for a protein of 535 amino acids. The record is from RefSeq and is a predicted model, not a curated record.
CCGAGGCCGUACACAUGGUUUGGGCUCUGUUCAUCGCCACUUGGCUUCUCACGUUCUUGCCCUCAUCAUUAAGAGCCUUUCCUACCCAGGCCUCGGUUCGCAUUCGCGCAGAAGGUGACACCGUGUCGGUUUCUACGAGUCUGGGCAAUGCAACUGGCGUGCCAGACACGAACUCCGUUACGCGAUUCUCAGUUAGAUAUGCAUCAGCGGAUCGAUGGAAACCGUCUGUUAUAACAAGCUCGUGGAAUUUACCAAAUAAUCUGACGGAUCCUUCAGCAACUCCUCGGGCAUGUCCUCAAAUACCAUCUAGCGAAAACAGUGCGGAUACCGACGAGGACUGUCUAUCUAUGAUCUUAUACGUUCCUACCAGUGGAACGGACAUGCCGACGAUGAUGUGGAUACAUGGAGGUUCCUUUGUCGUUGGAUCGGCUACGGGACCAGGCCUCGACGGCUCUACUUUGGCACAAGCGACAAAUUCAAUAGUCGCGGUCAUCCAAUAUCGACUCGGUGCUUUCGGUUUCCUCUCUCCGAGCAGAGAAAGCAACCUGGCCGUGAAUGAUGUUAUCAACGCAUUGAGGUUCUUGCAGACGGUUGUCCCCAGUUUCAAUGGUGACGCGAACAAGAUCACAAUUGCGGGACAGAGUAGUGGAGCAUCCAUGGUCCGAGCUCUUCUAGCAACGCCCUCAGCAUCCGGUUUCUUCCAAAGUGCAAUUCUGCAGUCUGAUCCCAUGGACUACGGGUUCCUCUCGACAAGAACGUUCAAUACUCUGAAUGACUUCUUUGUUUCUCAGCUACAAUGCAGUGCGAGUGACACUGAUUGUCUUGCCGGUUUGUCAACGGAUGACAUUCUUAACGCAUCAAUGACGGUUUUCGGUACUGCGAACUCCCUGGACCCUUCCGCAGGAUCCUUUGAGCCAAUGCGACCUGUGAAAGACGGUUCCCUGAUAACUUCCGCUCUUGAUCUGACAGAGUCCUUCCCUGGCCAAUCAAAACAACUUCUUAUCACAACCGUCAGAGAUGAAGCAGGGCCGGCAAUUUACGGGAAUUUCACAACUGCAGUAGCGGAAAGCGAAUGGGAUGAUAUCGUUAAUGCGACUCUCGGCUCCACACGCGCAGCGAAAAUCGUAAAUUCGUCGUUCUACGCUGUUCCUGCCGUCUUCGCGGCGAACACAUCUGCUUUUGAUGCGCGAAUACAGCUGGAGGGCCUCGGAACGGAUCAAAUCUGGCGUUGUCCGUCUUGGUCGUUUGCGCGUUCGUGGGCCUCUGCAGGAGGGAAGGUAUUCGUUGGCGUCUUCGCCGUCGGCGCGACGUAUCCAGACAAUUCGGCCAUCCCUUUCUGCACCCAAGGUGUUUGUCAUGAGAAUGAUAUCGAAAUUGUAUUUGGCACAGUUAACUCGCCAUCUUCUGCACAAUCGAGCCUCAUCUCAUCCAUACAAGCCCGCUACAAGGCAUUCCUUGCUGGGGAUGCUCCGGAUGCAUCCUGGCAGGCUGUUUCGGGUGACGACACGAAUGCGAUCAUCCUUGGUGGUACCAGCGAUGGAAGCAGGGCUGUUGUUGGCGCUUGCGAUCCCUCAUUCUGGGGUUCGGCGGUGCAGUACGACUAUCAGAUCUUCAAUGCAUAAACUUUCGGGCCUCUCCUUCAUCUAUCUUCGGGAUUACUUUCAAGGGUGUUUAUAUCGUAUUAUUACUUGUUUCUGUAAUCCUUCGCGAUUUGUAUCCAAUAGUCGUUUGCAUGUUAGCAACUUCGUGUUUCGUACUAAAUAUAUC